AUGUGGUCUCAAUUACUUGGCGCCUAUGCUGUGGCAGCACCUUUGGUGGCAGCACAGUCCGACAUUCCAAUUUCGGGGUCGCUGCAAUCAAUCCUCGACAAGGCCGGAUCAAACCCUUUAUAUCAGUAUCCAACACAGCUGACCCAAGGCAUUAUCCCCAAGGCGGUCCAUAGUCACAAUGAUUACUGGCGCCCUGUGCCGUUCUACAGCGCCUUGGCCAUCGGAGCUGUCAGCAUUGAAGCUGAUGUCUGGCUGUACGAUGGGACGCUCUACGUGGGACACGAGCAGAGUGCGCUGACCAAGUCACGCACUUUUGACUCUCUCUACGUGCAGCCCAUCCUCGACGUGCUGCACCAUGAGAACCCAAACAGCUCAUUCGUCAGCGGUGCGACGAAGAAUGGAGUCUACGACACAUCGUCGUCGCAAACCCUUUACCUCUUUGUGGACCUUAAGACCGACGGUGCCACCACCUGGCCCGCUGUCAUCAAGGCUCUCGCACCCUUGCGCAACGCAGGGUAUCUGACUACCUACAACGGCACCGCCGUUGUGAGCGGCCCCGUGACCGUGAUCGGAACUGGUAACACGCCGCUGAAUCAGGUUCAAGGGGUCUCACCAAGAGACUACUUCUGGGAUGCGCCGCUACCCACACUGGGAACAACCUUUAGCAACAUUACCAAGGAUGUCUCACCGAUUGCCAGCACGGCUUUCUCUGCACAAUUCGGAAGUGUCAGGAAUCAGGCGCUCAAUAGCACCCAAACAGAGCUUUUAGACAGCCAGAUAGCAACAGCCCACGCCAAGGGGAUUGCCGUGAGGUACUGGGACCAGCCCGGUUGGCCAGUUGGAACGCGAAAUGCCGUGUGGAGAAUCUUGUGGGACGCAGGUGCCGAUCUGAUCAAUGUAGAUGACCUCGAAGCAGUGGCUAACUUCUGGGAAGAGUCGGGCUAA
Truncatella angustata is the source of this 945-nucleotide messenger RNA. RefSeq names its product PLC-like phosphodiesterase. NCBI's taxonomy places the organism in Eukaryota, Fungi, Ascomycota, Sordariomycetes, Amphisphaeriales, Sporocadaceae. Bases 1 to 945 code for a protein of 314 amino acids. Gene Ontology annotation, biological process: lipid metabolic process. The transcript has a single exon. The record is from RefSeq and is a predicted model, not a curated record. Gene Ontology annotation, molecular function: phosphoric diester hydrolase activity.